UUUUUUCCCCUCCAAGUUCACAGAUGCCCUUGAAUCCAUCUGUGGACUACAGGUUAAAAACCCCUGCUCUAAACUUUCCUACCCCUGUACCUAGCCAAAUGUCUUUUAAAAACUGGGAUUGUACCCGUCUCUGCUCGUUCCUCUGGCAGCUCAUGCCACUUACCCAGCACCCUGUGUGUGUGGCAAAACUUGCCCCUCUGGUCCUGAUUAAAGAGUACCCCUCACACCUCAAUGCAGUGUCCUCUAUGGUGUUUUGGUAUUUGUUUAUUAUCACGUAAGACCAUAAUACAUAGGAGCAGAAUUAGGCCAUUUGGCCCAUCGAGUCUGCUAUGCCAUUUCAUCGUGGCUGAUCCAUUUUCCCUCUCAGCCCCAAUUUCCUGCUUUGUCCUGUAUCCCUUCAUGCCCUGACUAAUCAAGAAUUUAUCAACCUCUGGCUUAAAUAUGCCCAAUGACUUGGCCUCCACAGCCGCCUGUGGCAACAAAUUCCACAGGUUUCCUACUCUCCAGCUAAAGAAAUCCCUCUUCAUCUCUGUUCUAAAAGGACGCCCCUCAAUUCUGAGGCUGGUCCUCUGGUCUUAGGUUCCCCCACAGUAGGAAACAUCUUUUCCGCAUCCACUAUCGUGUAAUGUGUAUGGUGAAAAGUUUGUCUUGUGACUGUUUAUAAAGAUCAGAUCAUUGGGGUAGAGUGCUAGAGGGUUAAUUGGUCACAAGUGUAAUUAGGUGGUGUGGGCUUUUUGGUCUAGAAGGACCUGUUACCUUGCUGUAUCUUGAAAUAUAUAAAAUAAAUAACAAUACAGAAUAAAAUAUAAAAGCUACUGAGAAACAACAGUGCUAAUAAACGAUUAAAUGCAAGAUCAUAAUGAGGUAGAUUAGGAGGCAAAAAGUCCCUCUAGCCCUCAAGGGAUCUGUUCAAGAAACUGAUACGUGCCUGGUCAUGUGUGUUUUCAGACUUCCGUCUCUUCUCCCCAGUGGGAGAGGGACCUCUUUUGGGGCAGGUGUGACCUGUACAAAAAAGGACAGGUUACACUUGAAUCCUAGGGGGACCAAUAUCCUGGCGGGAAGGCUUAAUGGAGCUGUUAGGGAGGGUUUAACCUAAUUUGGUAGGAGGAUGGGAACCCGAAUGAUGGAGCGGAGGAGAGGGAAAACAGAAAUAGAUCUAAGGUAGUGAGCAGUAAAGAUGUCAGGAAGGACAGGCAGGUGAUGGAGCAAAUUUGCAGCCAUUGGGAUGAGUUAAAGUGCAAUAAAGUUGCAGGCAAUCAAUGCAAACAGUACCAAAUACUGGACUUAAGGUGCUGUACUGAAAUGCAUGCAGCAUAAGGAAUAAGUUGAAUGAUCUUGUUGUACAGUUACAGAUUGGCAAGUAUGAUAUUGUGGCCAUCACUGAGACAUGGCUAAAGGAUGCAUGUCUCUGGGAGCUAAACGUCCAAGGAUACAUGGUGUAUCGGAAGGUUAAGCAGGGCCUCGGGAAGCGAUGAAUCGCGACACACUCUCCCUCCUGCUGAACUUCGUGGCGGUGAGCCUAUCAGCCACCGCUCUCAUCACCACCUACUGGUGCGUGGGCACGCAGAAGGUGCCGAAGCCCACUUGCACGCCGGCCAGGACGACGGACUGCACCCUCAGCCCCAGCGCCGACACCAACAGCAGCUUCGGUGACAGCGAGUACAGCUGGGAGACGGGUGACGACCGCUUCACCUUCCGGGCCUUCCACACCGGUAUCUGGACCUCCUGUCAGGAGAACAUCACUGGCACAGGGGAGCAGUGCCGGAGUUUCAUUGACUUGACUCCCAUCACACAGCAAGGUAUACUGUGGCUCUCGCUGGUUUCCGAAGUUCUCUACAUUGUUUUGCUGUCCGUUAGUUUCCUGUUGAUGGGCUUGGAGAUGUGCUUCCCUCGAAAUUCCAACUGCGGGCUCAAGCUCAAUGCAUUUGCAGCCGUCUUCUCGGUGCUGUCAGGCCUGCUGGGGAUGAUAGCCCACAUGAUGUACACACAGGUUUUCCAAGUGACAGCCAGCCAAGGGCCGAAGGACUGGAUACCCCAUCGCUGGGACUUCGGCUGGUCCUUCUACUUGGCCUGGCUCUCCUUCACCUUCUGCAUGGCGUCCUCAGUCACGGCUCUGAACAUUUAUACCAAGACGGCCCUCGAGUUCCAUCAGUCGCAGAAGAUCUCCAAGCAGAGGCUGAAACAGCGACCCGGGGGGCUGAGCUAUUUCUCCAGCCGUUCCAACCAGUCCGCCUCCAGCUCCGCUGACAUUUUCUCUAACCUGGCUCCCGGUCUCCUGGUAAGGGCCGGGUCAGUGGACGAGCCCGACUCCGCAGAGUCCCUGGGGGACGAGCACUGCUAACCCCGCCCAAUGGACUGAAUGGUCUGUUGCAUGCAGUUUGAUGGCUUCAAAGGGCAGCAGAAACCAAUCACAAAACUGAGUCACUAGAAGUAGCCUGGGCCACGGGCAGUAGGCACAGUGCUUUAUGUCAAUUUCAGGCCAGUCAGAUUUAGAGAGACUUGGUUAAAGCCUGAGCUGCAAGCUGGUGUAAGGAAUUGUGAGGGACACACACAAGACGCUGGAGGAACUCAUCAGGUCAGGUACGGAGGGGAAUAAACUGUCGACAAAUCGUCUCUUCAGAGAGACCCCCUGUCACUGCUCCCUCUGUGAUUUCUGCUGCCCUCCGACUCCUGAAGAUCCCUUCUUCAGCCCUUUGUCUCUUCACCUAUACCCUCACCUACCACCUCCCAGCUCAUACUCUUUCCCCUCCCUUCACCCUUCUUAAUCUGGGGAAGGGUCUUGGCCCGAAAUGUCAACUGUUAAUGUUGCCUGAUCUCCAGUAUUUUGUAUGUGAGGCUGGGUGGGAGAGGUUGUUUGGGAAGGGGGCUUCAGGAAGAGGGAAACCCACAACAGUGGAAUUUUACUGACCCCUCUGCCUUUUCUGGUAGCUCAGUACUUUCAUGUGAACCAGAGAGCAGAGACCCCUACCUUCCUGAGAUCUGGUCGACCUGCAGCAGACAAGCUUGGCCCGGAGAAGUAUUCCCACUGCUAUGUCUGUGUCCCCUCCCAGGUGACACCCCCAGUACUGAAGCCGUGGUUCUCCUCCAUUAGCCAUGCCUGACACUAGACGCCCAAAGCUGAUACUCAGUUCCAGUCUCUGCCACAAAAAGAGAUUUCCGGGUAACGGUGGGGAAGGUCCAAAGAUGUUCUCAAAGCCCAUGUGAGGAAAAACAUCCUUAAUGACUCCUUGAAAUCUCUGGCCCUCGGUUACUCAAAGUGGAGGAGGAGCCUUAGGGAAGAUAUUGAGACCCUUAAGGCUGUACCUCAAAAGCAGAAGGAACAUAUUAUCUCACAAGCUACCUAUCCACCAGCCUGCCUGUGGAAGGGUCUAGGUGUCCCAGGCUGGUCUCAUCAGUUAGCCAAGAACCCACUAAACUUGCAUGGACAGGGAAUUACCAGUCCUAAGGGUUGCCUGAGAAAUGUGAUGAUGAAACUCAAUCAAGAGUCAACACUGGGAUCCAGACGGUGAAACUCUGUGAAUAAAGGAUUCAUAAAUAACCAGACUGUCUGUGUGGGAAAGGUAGUGGGGCAAGGGGUAGACAGUGCCUGAGAGAGCCUUGGAAAUGAGAGCGUAAAGGAGAACAGGCGGCUGAGAGGUAAUGUAAAUACAAAGUACACUGCAGAUGCUGUGGUCAAAUCAACAGGUACAAACAUGCUGGAGGAACUCAGCAAGACUUCGUCAGGACCCUUCGUGAGUCCUGACGAAGGGUCUCGGCCCGAAACGUUGACUGCUCAUUUCCACGGAUGCUGCCCGACCUGCUGAGUUCCUCCAGUGUGUUUGUACGUGUUGAGAGGUGAUGUUACAGCUAUAUAGGGCCCUGGUCUGACCCCACUUGGAGUACAGUUCUGGUCACCUCACUACAGGAAGGAUGUGGAAACUAUAGAAAGGGUGCAGAGGAGAUUUAUGAGGAUGUUGCCUGGAUUGGCAAGCAUGCCUUAUGAGAGUAGGUUGAGUGAACUUGGCCUUUUCUCCAUGGAGUGAUGGAAGGUGAGAGGUGACCUGAUAGAGGUGUACAAGGCAUUGAUCGUGUGGAUAGUCAGAGGUUUUUUCCCAGGGCUGAAAUGGCUAACAUGAGAGGACACAGUUUUAAGGUGCUUGGAAGUAGAUACAGAGGAGAAGUCAGGGGCAAGUUUUUUUUAAACGCAGAGAGUGGUGAGUGCAUGGAAUGGGUUGCUAGCGACGGUGGUGGAGGUGGAUACGAUAGGGUCUUUUAAGAGACUCCUGGAUAGGUACAUGGAACUUAGAAAACUAGAGGGCUAUGGGUAACCCGAGGUAAUUUGUAAAAUACGUACAUGUUUGGCACAGCAUUGUGGGCUGAAGGGCCAGUAUUGUGCUGUAGGUUUUCUAUGUUUCUAUGCUUUGACAGGAUACAGUUGUUGCAGACAAGUCCAGUUUUGGUAGCCCAUCCCUAAUUGUUUAUGAGAUGAUGUUUGAGUUUUGGGUUAUCAAGUGGAGUCACUCCCCGUAUGAUACCUCACUCCUGAGCUGCUUUUGCAGCCAGGGUAUUUAAGUGGCCGCUCAACUCAGGAUUUAUUCAAUGGUUAAUGCCAUUUAAUGUGAAGGGUAGGUGGUCAUCGCUGGGCAAGUUUACCCACCACUCGUCAUCCCAUGUCCAAACGUUCCCUGCCGCUGCAAGGAUGGGUUGCUUCAUUUGCCGAGCUGUGCGUGUCAUUGAACGUAUUGCCACCAUGACCAUUUCCAUUUCUGAUACGACGGAAGGAAGGUCAAUGAUGAGGCAACUCAAAGGUGGCUGGGCCCAGGACACUGGCCGGGCCAGCUGCUGCACUGAGGGUGGGGCUAGAACGAUGGACUUCCAACACGCACAGCCGGCUCCCAACGAUCGAGGUAAGGCUCCACCAUUGCAGUGUUUCCUCUUCACUGAAAUGGGUUUGACCAAGGCUUCAGUCUGCGACACUGGCAGGUUCAAAAGGAAACCAGACGAUCCUCUCCGCUGUCCAGUCUGGUGGAGGGAGAGAGGGGG
Molecule: messenger RNA, 5022 nt
Organism: Hypanus sabinus (Atlantic stingray)
Lineage: Eukaryota; Metazoa; Chordata; Chondrichthyes; Myliobatiformes; Dasyatidae
Product: germ cell-specific gene 1-like protein
Exons: 6
Coding region: 1472-2341 (289 amino acids)
Cellular component (GO): plasma membrane
Source: RefSeq, a predicted model, not a curated record